Molecule: messenger RNA, 573 nt
Organism: Colletotrichum spaethianum
Lineage: Eukaryota; Fungi; Ascomycota; Sordariomycetes; Glomerellales; Glomerellaceae
Exons: 3
Coding region: 1-573 (190 amino acids)
Source: RefSeq, a predicted model, not a curated record
AUGACGAAAGCGUGGAGAGAGAAGCAGGCCGACAUCACGAGGCUCUACAUCCAUGAGAAUAAGACCUUGAACGAGGUCAAGGCGAUCAUGGAAGAGCAGCAUGACUUCAAGGCCUCGACCAGAUCGUACCGCCAACAGUUUGACAAAUGGGGCCUGGCCAAGUACAACUGCAAGAAACGGACGGCACGUCGUCGGAGCCAGGACGACAGCGGCCAUCAACACCACCACCAGAGCGCCGGGCAAUACUAUCCCGAUAUGGGUGCCAACGGAGGCGGAGGCGGAGGCGGGGCCUCUGACUUUGCCGCCGCGGACCCGGACGCCUACGACCAGUCCAUGAGCCCCCAGAGCUGUGGCAGCAGCCUGAGCUCCGAGUCGGCAGUGGAAGGCGGCGUGGUCGAGGACAUGAUGGAAGGGAGCUACCCGCACCAGCAGCCCCAAUCCCCUUACCAAUACCAGCAGCAGCAGCAGCGGCCGCAGGUGUACUCGGCAGCGCCGCUGAUGCCCGCACGUCGGGAGAGCGUACCGUACUACGGCGGCGUUGAAUGUGUUGUCCGUCAGUCAAGGCCGCAGUAG